CGCAAUACUUGAUGUCUGGGUAAUUUAGACUCGAAGUAUAAUGAUGAUUGAGUUAUAGCUAGAUUAGGUAGCGUUAGUUAAUCUACACGGGAUAUCCAUUCAGCAGCAUUUAAAGUUUUGUGUGAACGUUUAUUUCAGUCUAGGAGAACAUGAGGAUCAUUACUUCUUCCACUGGUAAAGUUGAAACUGUAAUUGUUAGACGCACAGAGUCUUCCGAUGCCGAGCAGAUCAGUACGCUGAUCAGUCCAUCAUCCAUUGCUGUGUUUGGAAGAGUGAAUGUGAUCUACGUUUUAGAGAAAGCCAAUUUAGCAGUUACUUUAAGCACGGAACAAAAUCAAGUUCUGGCUCACGCAGUUUUCUUGGACCAUCCCAUUGGUGACCUGGUGGAUCAAACGUCAUGGCAGCAGUUACUGCAAACCUACUUCAAUGGCACAAAAUUCACACCUUUAAACACCCUUUUCUUGCAUCUCUUUGUGGCCCAGUCCAGCUUUUCGACUGUAUGCGCUAAAGAGAUUAUAAGAACAGUUUUUAAUGCUAUCACAGAGCUGGAAUACAUUUGCCUGGUUACCCCAUACAGCAGUUGCCUUGAGUCAGCUCUCAUGGGUAUUUUUGAGCCAAUGCCUUGUGUUAAGGAUGGGGUUCAGUGUGCCGCAUUUGUGUGCCACAGGCACAACCAUUGCCCGAGGCUGCACAUACGCAGGGCCAGAGUCGAAGACCACGAUGACCUCACCAACGUGCUGGCUGAGCAGAGCAUGGCUCUGGAAGCCUCCUAUGGCCCAUACUUCCUGGCAGAACUCAUCGAGGCUCAGGACGAGACCAAUCAUGUGGCCAUCUGCGAGAAUGAGGGACAUGCCGUUGGCUUGAUCAGUGUCAGCGGUGAUGUCGAUAUGAAGCUGCUCGACCAGUGUUUUGAACUUGGCCCGUUUGAAGGACUGCGAAAGGAAAACCCAGUGGACCAACCCCAGUGUACAGGCCAGCCAAAGCCCGCUCAUGCCCCCCAAGAACCCCCUGACCCCAUUUAUCAAAGCAUCUCCCAGUCACAGCCAGAGAUCACAGAGGUAUUGGAGAGUACUGAUGCACAUGGAGCUAAAGAGGGGUCAGAGGGCAAUGCAGGCAUCUCAAGAGUGCUCUGCGACCUGCCUGAGGUAGGGUCCAGUGGAGUGUGUGUAAAAGAGCUCACAGACACCAGUGCAGGCUCUGGAGCAGAAGAGCCACCCAAUGUUUUCUGCAUCCAGCUCUUCGUCAUCGACAAGAGGUUUGAAAUGAGAUCAGUGGACUUCCUGCCUUACGUGUUUAAAGUUUUCCCGGAGCGGGACUUCUGCGUCAUUUCCGUGCCUCAGCUGCUGCCAGAGUUCCCCCUACUGCAGGCCUUCUACAGAGCCGUGCCCCGCCCCUCCCACAGCCUGUCCCAUGAGCUGUACCUCCUUCACCGUUCAGGGCUGCUCAAGACUCUGGAGGUGCGGCUGGCGGUGUCUGAUGACACAGCAGCCAUUCAGAGGCUGGUUCAGAAAUGUGACCGGCAUGAGGCCCUGCUGGAUGAUCUGGAUCAGUUCCUCAAAGCCCGUCGAGACCCGGAUGGAACGCCUGUUCAGGCAUUUGUAGCUCAAGUAGAAGAACAGGUUGUUGGUGUAACAAUCAUUAGAGAUGAGGAGGACAUCGAGUAUAUCCGUGCAAACUACAACAUCGAGAACUUUGUGUACUUCAGCCAUCACCAGCGUGAAGAGCACGGCCAGCUGUGUCAUUAUGCUCUUAACCCAAUCUUCCAGCAUUAUACCAAGCACUUCCUCAAGGAGGCACUGCGCCUAGCCCACAAGACUUGUCUCUAUUACCCUGUCUACCCACCUUACUACACACAGAAUAAUGCUUGUGCCCUCCCCCUGGUGCCCGUGCUGGAUUGCAUGGUGCCAGUGUACCCACGACGCCAGAUCAUCUACCCGCUAGAAGAGCUGGGCACCAACGCACCAUCUGCCCUGGUCACCAAGAAACAGGUUCCCUAUGCUCUAUAUCAUAUCAACAGGAAGCUCACCAUGGAACCCAAGAUUACCGUCAAUGCCCGGAUUGUGGUGGUAGGAGCUUCAGACGUCGGGUUGGCCUUCCUGGAAGCUCUUGCCUUCUGCCCGCAUCUGCGAUUCAACAACCUGACUCUCAUCUCCACUCAUGGCUUGCCAGACUGUCACAGCAGCCACGACAUGGGAUUUCUGGCUACGAGCCAUGGCUACACCGAGCAAGAUCUUGCUCAGUUCUCUCUCCGCUCCUGGGUCAGCGGGGUCACGGGCAAGAUGACAGCCAUAGACAGAGCCGCCAAGCAUGUCCAAGUUACCGGGGGCCACGUAGUCCCAUAUGACCACCUUGUCCUAUGCACAGGGCAGCAAUACCAGAUGGUCUGCCCUACAGGAAUAGACAUCAGCAAGUUGACCUCGACAAGUCAAGUCCCAGAUCAGCCCAGAUGCAGGUACACUGGGCCUAUUCCCCACAACCUGUUCACUCUGAAUGACCAGCAGGACUGUAUUCAGGCCUACCACUGGCUGCUGAAGAACUUUCUAGAGCAGGAGGGUAAUGCUGUGGUAUAUGGUGACAGCAUCGAUGUCUACACCUGUGUGGAGACGCUGCUGUGUUUGGGUGUGAGAGCCUCCAAGAUCCAUCUGGUUCACCAGGCUGCAGAGGAACCCCUGUCCUGCUUCUCAGACCCCGUAGUGCAACAGGCUGUGAGGAGGGCUCUGGAGGAUAAAGAAGUCCACGUCCACCACAACUGCUUAUUGGCACAGCUGAAUGAUGGACAGCACCCGGAGCCACUCACAUCAGUCUCCUUUACUACCAAUGGCUCUCCUUUGAGACUGGAGUGUGCGGUCUUCUUUAAUUUCUCCUACAAAGGCAUAGACUAUGAUGCCUUCAAGGCCAUCAGCGAUGCCUGCCUGGUGUUUGACGGCCAUCUGGUCAUUGACACCACCUUCCACACAAAUGACAGCAGCAUUCGUGCGGCCGGGCCCCUGACCAAGUUCUCCCGCCGCUACCACGCUGAGCGGUGGACCCACACUGCAUUCAACUCCAAGGAGGUGGGCCGGGAACUGGCGUCUGUGCUGCUGCCUUUUUUUGACCCCACCCUGGAGCUGCCCGCCAGCCCUCUGCCCGAUGCAGACCGCCUCAUACCACUCUACAGCCAGGCAAAGAUCCAAGGUGGGAGGCUGCCAGGAGGCUAUGGUUACCUCCAUGUCCGAAAACCCUCUCUCUGCACAAACCUAGCUCUCUCUGUAGCUAAGGCGGGCCGGAAAAUAGAGACAGGACGUGUCGAGACAGGUGACUACUUCUGCCUGCAGUUCAGCCAGCACGGCCUGGUGGAGACCAUCACCUGCCUGUCUCCCGAACCGCUUCCUGUCUCCAACUAUGUCUGUUUGUAUGGCAAACACCAGCUGCUCCUGAACCACCUGUACGAGCGCUUUGACGAGGGCCUGCUGUCUGAUCUGUACAGCUAUUUCAGAGAGAGCUGGUGCAUGGCUAUAUAUCAUGACCGCUUUGCUGAUUUUGAGCAAGAAGUGCGCCAGAUCAUGGAAACUACUAAAAUUGAGGCCGAUGGGGACUCUGUCACCGUUGCGAAACUCAGCGAGAUGAUCGUGGACAGCAGGUGGGAGAUUGCACAGGAGCCAAACCUCUACCUGAAACACAUUUUUGGGCAAAGCGAAGGACCAGCCAAGUUAAAGAGAAGUGCUUUGGAGUUCCUGAAGUACAACAGAUAUCAUCUCACUAUGUAUGCCCAGCCAGGACUACUGUAGUAUCUAAUGCAGUCUUUAAAAAAGUUCAUUAUCACAGCCUGGUUG
Molecule: messenger RNA, 3812 nt
Organism: Electrophorus electricus (electric eel)
Lineage: Eukaryota; Metazoa; Chordata; Actinopteri; Gymnotiformes; Gymnotidae
Gene: cfap61
Product: cilia and flagella associated protein 61
Source: RefSeq, a predicted model, not a curated record